Molecule: messenger RNA, 2016 nt
Organism: Hymenoscyphus albidus
Lineage: Eukaryota; Fungi; Ascomycota; Leotiomycetes; Helotiales; Helotiaceae
Source: the annotation of a GenBank genome assembly
AUAUACGAUAAAUAUAUAUAUACGCGACUGAAUUAACCAACUUACACUACUAUUAUAUUCAUCUCCGAAUUGGCAUCACAGUCAAUAUUCUGUUUGAGCGUUUGUCUAUUCCGCGUAUCCCUCAUCACUGUGUGCUUAGAUCCAAUAAAGACUCGGAUGAAAAUGCCACCUUGGACAAUUUUGCUAGCUAUUCUUUUAGGCUACGUAAGUCUCAGUCUGCACUAGCCAGCAUUUCGUUCCAUCUAAAUAGAUAUCUAGGUCUGUUGCAAAAUCGUGUACAGACUUACGUUACAUCCACUUGCAAAAUAUCCUGGGCCUUUUCUUGCCAAGGUUACAAGUCUCUACUCUGCAUACCGCGGAUGGCAUGGCGACAUUCAUCUAGAUAUUGUAAGAUGCCAUAGCAAAUAUGGUCAGUACCUUUGUCCAGAUAACAUCUCUAUUGGCACAGCAAAAUAAUUCAAUGAAUAGGAGUGUUCGUUCGCUACGGCCCGAACCGUCUUAUGGUCAAUACGAGUCGCGGACUACAUGGUAAGAUCUCUCCUUCCAAAAACACCUAUGAUGACCAGUCUAUUAAGAAGAAUUAGAUGUCUAUGGAUAUGGCAAGAACGUUAGAAAAUCAAAGUCCUACCUUUCGAUGGUGCCAGACAAGCAUGCAUGGAGCAUUCUGACAUUGAUCGAUAAGAAGACCCACCUUGAACGACGCAAAGUCAUGUCGAAAGCUUUAUCCGACACUGCUUUGAAAAGCUUUGAGCCUGAAAUGCUCAACCAUAUGGAUGUGUUCCAUGAGCAGGUAGCAGUAGCAGAAGAUUCGGAAGGCUGGUCAGCUCCGAAAAAUAUGAGCGUCCUCUGUAAGUUCACAAGAAUUUAGAAUCACAGUGGACUAAUUGAACAAGGUAUGCGUCUCACAUUUGAUAUAAUGUGCGAAUUUGGGUUCGGGCAGAAGACAUCGCUGCAAACUGACCGCACACUAGACUUCAUACCUGAAGUUCUCAAAAACUACUCCUGGCGAAUGGGCAUCUAUGAACAGUACCCCAAACUUGCCAGACUGAAUGCGGAAGGAUUUGCUCGCAUACUGCGCAUUGGAAAUGACUUGCGAGAUAAAUUUGAAGAAUGGAGUGACAGGUUUUCCGAAGUUGUCAUGAAUCGACAAGAUGGUUUACCUAAAGGUCAAUUUGGCUUGAUUCGUGAUCUCAAAACCUCGAAUGGAAGCUUUCUUCCCCACGAAGAGUUGCUGGCUGAAGGAUCAUUCUUGAUUUUAGCAGGUUUGUCAUUUCUGCGAGCUCUGGAUUCUGUUAACUGGUGUUAAGGGUCUGAAACAACGGCAAUUACAAUGAGUGCCCUGUUUUUCUACCUGGCAAACAAUCAAAGCAUUUACGACAAGUUAGCUUCAGAAAUCCGCAGCACUUUCUCUGAUAUAUCAGAAGUAACCUCAGGAGAGAAGCUAUUAUCUUGCUCGUACCUUUCAGCUUGCGUGACAGAGACACUUCGCAUAUGUCCUCCUGUCCCUGGCAUACCAUGGCGAGAGGUUGAGGACGGUGGAGCUAUAGUAGACAAUCACUAUAUCACCACAGGACUAAAUGUAGGAGCGUAUGUAUACCGCGUCCAAAAUUCAACAGAAGUGAAACUAAUCUUCAUUCAAGAUCAAUGUAUUCUCUGCACCAUAACGAAACCUAUUUUCCAUCUCCGUACAAAUUCGACCCAAGUCGCUGGCUUGACGCUGAAGGUACUGAAAAACAAAAAAGUCUCGCUUAUACGGCAUUCAACCCAUUCUCUUUGGGUCCAAGGGGAUGUGCAGGUCGCUCGAUGGCCCUGCUAGAGCUCAAUCUCUUGGUCGCACGGACAUUGUUUUGUUUCGAUUUUCGGCUAGCUUCUGGACGAUUAGCAACUGUUGGGCGUGGACAUUCAGAUAAAGGUGGACUUAGGAGCCGUGAAAAUGAAUUUCAGCUUUUCGCUAAUAUAACGUCUUAUUGCGAAGGUCCUUGGAUUGUUUUCAAAAGGAGAGGAGUGGCUGGUUAG